Molecule: messenger RNA, 516 nt
Organism: Fusarium coffeatum
Lineage: Eukaryota; Fungi; Ascomycota; Sordariomycetes; Hypocreales; Nectriaceae
Exons: 2
Coding region: 1-516 (171 amino acids)
Source: RefSeq, a predicted model, not a curated record
AUGCGUCCCCUAGUAUCUCGACUCUCUCAGGUCAUGCGACCUAUCGCACUCGACCAAAGCUCCAAGAUGCUAUGCCAGAACCGAAUCACUUCACGCUCGCCUCUUCUCGGGGUUCUACGCCUACCAGCUCAGCGCGCAUCAUUUGCACCGAACCAUUUCGCAUCAAGUCAAAUCCGGGCCCUACACACUACUCUACAGACCCGUACACCACGGGAUCACAAGACAGAGGGGCGCAAAGCCACGAACAAAUCUGGUCAACCCCUAAAAGGCCCGGAACUCUCUGAUCGGGAGGUUUGGGAGAAAGUCAAAGAAAUGUGCAUUUCACUAUGCAGGAUAUACCCCGCGCUCCAGCGUGACCAUGAUAAAGUUGCCAAAGACGUCCGCACGCUACAAUACUUACUGUGGACAGUCGGCAUAAUCAGUAUCAUAGGAGAGAUAUCAAGAUGGCACUUGGGUGAUGAUUUCAAUCGAAAAGGUCUGGAGAAUGAGAAAACAUAUCUAGCGGAUUUUUACUAA